AUGGCCCCCUAUCCGGUCCCGGAGAAUGAGCCCAUCGCGGUUGUAGGCAGCGGCUGUCGCUUUGCGGGAGACGCCACCUCGCCGAGCAAGCUAUGGAAGGUCCUCCGCGAGGCCCCUGACCUCUCGCGGGAGGUUCCACCCGAGAGAUUUAACGCUGCCGCCUUCUACCACAAGGAUGGCGAGUACCAUGGGACGACUAAUUCGAUCAAGGCCUAUUGGCUAGACCAGGACCACCGGGUCUUCGACGCCCGCAUGUUUCACAUCACACCCAAGGAGGCAGAGGCCAUCGACCCUCAGCAGAGGCUGCUGCUCGAGGUCGUCUACGAGGCCAUGGAGUCCGCCGGGUAUAAGCUCUCCGACGUCAGCGGGAGCGAUACCGCUGUCUUCGCAGGCGUCAUGACUGCCGACUACGACACCCUCUCGCAGCGCGACGAGCUCUCAACGAGCCAGUACUACGCCACCGGAAACGCGCGCUCCAUCAUCUCCAACCGCGUCUCGUACUUCUUCAACUUCCAGGGCCCGUCCAUGACCAUCGACACGGCCUGCAGCUCCAGUCUUGUUGCCCUUCAUCAGGCCGUCACGAGUCUCCGUGCGGGCGAAAGCUCUUUGGCUUGUGUGACCGGAGUGAAUCUGAUGAUUACGCCAGAGCAGUUCAUUGUCGAGUCCAGCCUGCACAUGCUGAGCCCGUCCGGGCGGAGCCAGAUGUGGGAUGCCUCGGCCGAUGGCUACGCCCGCGGGGAAGGAAUCGCAGCUCUCUUCAUAAAACCCCUUUCCAAGGCCCUUCAGGACGGCGAUCGCAUCGAGUGUAUUCUUCGCGAGACCGGUGUGAACUCGGACGGACGGACUCAAGGAAUCACGAUGCCCAACCCUAGCGCCCAGAGUAUGCUCAUCGUGGACACUUACAGGAAGUCCGGCCUAGUUUCGACCUUGCCGGAGCACCACUGUCAGUAUUUUGAGGCUCACGGUACCGGCACCCCUGCAGGUGACCCCCGCGAGGCCCAGGCAAUUCACAAGUCCUUCUUCGGAAACGACGAGAGUCUAUACAAGAACGCAGACGGUUCACAGAAACGUAUCCUUGUCGGCUCCAUCAAGACCGUCCUUGGCCAUACCGAAGGUGCGGCUGGCUUAGCCGGGUUGUUGAAGGUGAUCCAGUCCAUGAAGCACAACCUCAUUCCUCCCAACCUUCACCUCAAAAAGCUCAACCCCGCCGUCGAGCCCUUCUGCAGCAAUCUAGAGGUUCCGACCACUCUGGUCCCGUGGCCGAAGCCCCCUGCCGGCCAGCCAAAGCGAGCGAGUGUCAAUUCCUUCGGUUUCGGAGGCGCCAACGCCCAUGUCAUUGUCGAGUCCUACGAGCCGGAAAUCCACGGAUAUUCCGGUGCUUUGCACGCGUUGCCCCUCCCGUCUAAGCUAGCAGGGCAAGCGUCCUGCGCGGUUCCGCUGCUCAUCUCUGCCGGAUCACCAAAGUCACUCCGGGAUAUGGUCCAAGCUUAUAGGGAUUUCCUCCAGGAGAACCCAGGAGUGACGGUUGGGCAGUUGUCUUGGGCUCUGUAUAAGUUCCGCACUGCUCAUCCGUACCGGUUUGCCAUACCUACGACUUCUCGAAUCGAGGCCAUCAAUUCCUUCAACAAAGUUCUCGCAACACCUGACGGCAAAGAUCUCAAGUCUCAAUCGAAAACCGUAAAAGAGGGCCUGAAGAUCCUCGGAAUUUUCACUGGUCAAGGUGCGCAAUGGGCAACCAUGUCUAGAGCGCUAUUCUUGACGAACGACGUGUACCGGAACCUGAUCCGAAAUCUCGACGUAGUCCUGAAGUCUCUCCCUGAUCCCCCCAGCUGGUCCCUGCAACAGCAAAUCUUGGCCGACGCGGCAGACUCUAAGGUGAACAUCGCCUCGGUGUCCCAGCCUUUAUCCACCGCAGUCCAGGUGGCGCUGGUUGAUCUUAUCAGAAGCCUCGGAAUAGGUUUUCACACCGUUGUUGGACAUUCUUCCGGAGAGAUUGCCGCUGCAUAUGCAGCUGGGAAGAUCAACGCGAGAGAGGCGAUCACGAUCGCAUACCACCGAGGUUACUGGACGGGUCUCGCAGCGAACUCUGGAGGCCGAAAGGGCGGAAUGCUUGCCGCUGGGCUUACAGAAGCAGAGGCGCUUCAGUUUUGCUCCCGGCAGGAAUUCAUCGACAAAGUCCACCUAGCGGCUAGCAAUGCUCCGUCUAGCGUCACUCUUUCAGGCGACUUGGAGGCGAUCAACGCAGCUCACGACCAGUUAACUAAAGAAGGGAAAUUCUCGCGAAUGCUCCGUGUCGACGCGGCAUAUCACUCGCCGUACAUGGCAGAACCUGCGGUCAAAUAUGUCGAGGUCCUCAACCAGAGCGAUAUCGAGCCAGACUUCGCCGGAAACGGCACAGUCUGGGUAUCCAGCGUCUACGGUCGUACUAUCAGCGAGGCUGAGGAUCUCAAGGCUGAGUAUUGGCGAGACAACAUGCUAAGAAUGGUUCGAUUCUCCGACGCCGUCUCCGCCGCGCUUUCGGAGCACGGCCCCUUCGACGGAGCCUUGGAAAUCGGACCGCAUGCAACCUUCAAGGGACCCUUCUCGCAGAUCUGUAAGAGCCUCGGACACGACGUCCCCUACAUGGGCACACUGUCCCGGGGUAAAGACGACACCGAAGCAUUCUCAGACUUCAUCGGGCAAUUCUGGUCUCAGUUUGGGCCGCACACCUUUGACCUGGCUCCGUAUUUCGAGCACUCCCCAGACCCCAGUGUUCUCAAUACCCGCCUAGCUAAUCUUCCCACGUACUCUUGGGACCACAGCCAGAUUCAUUACCGGGAGUCUCGAGUUUCGCGACAAUACCACUUCAAGGAUUCUACCCCCCAUGAGCUCCUCGGCGUCCGAACCAGAGACGACAAUGACAAAGAAUGGAGAUGGCGAAAUUUGCUCAGGGGCGAGAGGCUUCCUUGGGCUAGCGGCCAUGCCUUCCAGGGCCAGGCUCUUUUGCCCGCUUCCGCUUAUUGUAUCAUGGCGCUCGAUGCGGCGCGAGCUUUCCUCAAAGGCAGGCCGGCAUCCAUGGUCGAGUUGCGGGACAUGCAGAUCUUUACCGGCAUCAGCAUCGACAACGAUUCCACGGGAAUAGAGGUCUUGUUUUCGCUUGUCGUCGACCCGCCCAAGACGGGGCGCCGUGCCGGUUCCGUCCUAGAAGCGACUUUCAGCCUGACGUCGUGUCCCGCCAAUGGUACGACAGAUAUGAGACUGAACAUGACCGGCGCUAUGAAGAUCUAUCUAGGAGAGCCUAGUUCGGACAUCUUGCCAUCGAGAUUGCCUUCGGCGGAGGAUUCGGGUUUCCAGGUGAACCCAGAGUCAUUCUACGAUAUGAUGGACCAGACCAGUCUAGUGUAUGGCGGACCAUUCAAAGGGAUCAAGACAAUCCGGCGACGAUAUAACUACUGCACUGCGGCGGUUGAUCGCGUGCACGCCGAGGACACGACAUCACUCGAUAUAAGUCCGGCAACCCUUGACAGUUGCUUCCAAUCUGCGUUCCUGACAUAUUCAUCCCCCGGUGACAAGUCUCUGUGGACAUCUUUCCUCCCCACGAGCAUCGAUCUCGUUCGGUUCAAUCUCGCAACGCACGAUAGGCGGGAUGAUACCCUGACAGUGGACACGCAUCUGACAAGAAUUGACGAAUCGACCUACGACUCGAAAGCCAGGUUCACCGUUGAAAUCGGCAUUUUCAACGACAACAAUGAGAUGGAGAUUCAAGUCGACGGUCUAUGUGUCCAGGCUAUCGCCCACAUUCAGCCCAAGGACGACCUCGAAUUGUACCUUCACACCGUCAUGGAUCUGGACCCGACGGACGAGAUUGUGGCAGACGAUACCGCAAGAGAUGCUGCUCCGGACCCAACCCUGGUGGAGGCCUGCGCGCGAGUUGCCAUAUGCCUCGCCAAAACUAACCCCAAGGCCGAAUUGUCCCGUCCCGACCUCGAGAGUCUCUGCGACAAGCUUGCCUCGACUUUCCCAGACGUGUUGCGCACGGUGGGCCCGGAUUCGUGGCCGCUCGACACCGAGGAGACGAUCGAAAAAUUCAUUGAGGACUCCGAAUACCACGAAUGGCUGGCCCUGCUCCGUGACAUGGCGGACGGCCAGGGAGAACUGGCUGACAUUAUCCCGCGCCUCGUCCAGGGGACGGAUUGCCUAACCCGGUUCAACAAACACGUCAGCCGAAUUGUGAAGCAAAUCGUUCAUCGCUUCCCCCGAAUGAACAUACUGAGCUUGGCGGAGCCAGAAGGCGACCUCGUUUCGAACGUCCUGUCUGCCGUGGGACCAUCCUUCUUCAGAUUCGUGAUCGGCACGGAAACAGCACGAGACCCUACCAAGGGCGCCAAGAUUGCGGAAUCGGCAGCGAAGAAAAUUGUCUCUUCACCUCUGGAUCUCACGAAGGACCUGGCCGGCCAGCUUAAGUCAGACAGCCCGUACGACCUCGUCUUGGUCUCGGUAUCACAGCUCGAGGCCAAUGAGGAGCUGAAUAUACUGAAGAAUAUCCGGUCCAUUAUGAGAUCAGGCGGUUACCUAGUGCUGGUGAACCUCUCCAAGAUAUCCCUGAGGUCUCAACUCCUCGAAACCGGCCAGGACACAGCGAUGGGCUCGAUGACGCCCCCUGAGUGGCCUGACCUGCUCGAUGCUUAUGAAUUCAUUGAGCUGGCCAGGAACUCCAACCAGUCCUACUAUCCUGGGUAUACCGUCAUGGUGAGACAGCUGGGAAAUCCCGUCCUCCAGCUCGUCAAGCAGCCGUCUGUAAUUGCCAGUGGCACCAUCACAGACCAUUUGCUCAUCCUGGGUGGAACGGCGUGGAACAGCAAGGUAGUCGACGAGUUGCAUGGACGUCUUGCGCAUCUGUGCGGCCAGAUCUCUGUUCAGGACUCCCUAGAAACCAUCAGCGCAGAGGUUCUCGGCAGCUGCACCGCCGCCAUCAUCUUGCAGGAUCUGGACGGGUCGAUAAUGGCAAACCUGACCGCUCAGGACCUGGAUAAUCUACGCGAGCUACUACGACCCGAGAUGAAAGUUCUCUGGCUCACGUUGAACUCGAGGACCACGUCGCCAUUCCACGCAGCAACCUUCGGGUUCACGAGAACGGUCCAGGCCGAAGUUCCCCGUUUUACGCUACAGGUACUAGAUCUGGACACCAUCGAGGACGCGAGGGUCAUUUCCGAUGCCUUUAUCCGGCUCCUGGGCACUGCUGAAGUUGACGCGGAGAAUCUGUGGUCCGACGAAAAGGAGAUUCACGUGGAAAACGGACGAAUGCUCGUUCCCCGUGUCCUGCCCCUGAAGCAGGGAAUCGACCGAUUGAACGCGCUGCGGAGAUUUGUAGGAGAGCAAGUCAAUACCCUCAAGGAGACCGUCAAAGUUGUGCAGCAGCAAAGUCCGACCGGCAUGUCGUAUGUGGCCAUCAACGACCACGAAAGCGUACCGGAGGCUCUACAGCACAAGGUCCGGGUGGACUAUAGCUCGGUCGACAGCCUCAAAUUCGGCGGCGACGCCUCAGCCUACCUAUGCGUCGGCCACGACAUAACUACCGACGAGCCCGUGAUCGGGCUCUCAAAGAGCAACGGUUCAUUCGUCUGGAUUUCCACACGACACCUGUCCAGCCUCCCGUUGGGUAGCAGAUCCAGAAUACCUCUUAUCCAUCAUGCUCAGAGAUAUGUGAUAGCCGCCACUAUCAAGUUGAUGGCUCGCAACAAACGCGUGGUCAUGAUCGGAUCAGACCCCGAUCUUGAUAGAUGCUUGUCAGAAGUCGGCCUGAGCUUCAUCUCGUACUCGACCAACCCGAACACUGCUCAGCGGUAUCUGCACCCACGCGCCUCAGAUCAGCAGGUCAAGGAUAUCUUCCCGCUAGCAGGCGCGCUCGUUUUCAAUAUCCUAGGGGAUGCGCAUGCUGACUUAUCCGAGCACAUCGAUGACAUGGUCCCAGCUAACUGCUCGUACUACUCCCGCGCUGUGCUGUUCGGAGGCGCCACUGAUACAACCGCCUUUUUCUCACCAGACCUGCCCGAAGUUGACGAAGUCUGGAACGAUGUCGUUCUCAGGGCUGCGAAUCAGAGCGAAUCGAGCAAUGUCUCCCCCAGAGACAGUAGCGUUGUUUCCCUUCCGCAGCUGCAGGCGAGCACCAACCCGGUCUGGUCACCAUUCCAGAUCAUCGACUGGAGAGCUGAUCGUAGCGUCACGGCCAUGGUAAAGCACAUUGCGAACGAAAAUCUCUUCCGCCCGGACCGGACCUAUGUCAUGAUCGGCAUGACGCGCGACUUCGGCCAGAGCCUGUGCUACCUGUUCGUCAAGUACGGCGCCCGAAACAUCGUCAUGGCCAGCCGUUCCGGAAGCGGCAGUACAGACUGGGCCGUAGACCUAGCUCGAACCCACGAAGCCAAGGUCCAGAUCCGGAAGGUCGACGUGACCAGUCUCGAUAGCGUGCUAGCCUUCAAGGAGGGCCUAUCCAAGGAUAUGCCCGAAGUGGCCGGCGUCAUCAACGGCGCCAUGGUCCUGGACGAUCGCGUAUUUGCUCAGAUGGAUAUCGAAACAUGGCGCCGCGUGAUGCUCCCGAAGACGGUCGGAUCUCUCAACCUCCACACAGCUUUCCACGACACAGACCUCGACUUCUUCAUCAUGACGUCGUCCUUCGCCGCCAUCGGCGGCCAUCCGGGCCAGUCCAACUACGCCGCGGCAAACAUGUACAUGAACGGGCUGGCGGCUCUCCGUCGCGGCGAGGGCCGCAACGGCUCAGUUCUGAACAUCGGCGUCAUCUACGGCCUCGGCUUCCUCCAGCGUGAGAAGGAAGAGUUGUACGCCGGCCUCGAGCGCGAAGGGUAUCCGCCAAUCUCCGAGCGCGACCUCCACCACAUGUUCCUCGAGGCCAUCCUAGCGGGUCGCAGCGACCACGCGCUCCCGCCGAAGCCCUACGACAUCACCACCGGCCUGAGCCGGUACGAUCCCACCAGCGCCAACCUGCUCCAUUGGCAGCGGGACGCGCGCUUCAGCCACUACACGCUUCAGAAGACGGGCGAGCACGGGCCCGCGAAAAAUGGAUCGGUGGACGUGCUCAAGAAAUUGGCUGACGAUAUCGCCGCCAUGACAGAGGUAGACGAGAUCGCAGCCGCUAUCGAGGAGCAGUUGCUCGCUCGCCUCGAACUGACUAUGCAGCUUCCCAAGGGGUCCAUCAGCCCGAUCCAGAACAUGACCGACCUCGGCAUCGACUCGCUCACGGCGGUCGAGAUCCGCGGCUGGUUCUACCGCGCCGUCGGCAAGGACAUCUCCGUCAUCAAGCUCCUCAGCGGCAUCAGCAUCCAUAAACUGUGCGAAGAGGUAGCCCGACAGAUCGUCACCGAUCGAGCCCAAUAGACGGGCAUCAGAGACCCGUGACGGGCGGGGAGAGGGUACUGAGAGGAGACCUGGCACACAGCUAGACGGUCAUCUUCAUCUGGGUGGUCGAUGUGUUGGGAAUCGGUGAGGAGUGAAGGAAAUCGGUGAGGAGUGAAGGGAAAACGGUGAGGACCGAGGGGAAAACGGUGUGUAGGGGAGAGAAUAUCUCCCCCCCCCCCCCCCCCCGG
This is a messenger RNA of Durotheca rogersii, 7580 nucleotides long. Its product is annotated as ketoacyl-synt-domain-containing protein. Gene Ontology annotation, molecular function: phosphopantetheine binding; fatty acid synthase activity; 3-oxoacyl-[acyl-carrier-protein] synthase activity. Gene Ontology annotation, biological process: secondary metabolite biosynthetic process; fatty acid biosynthetic process. Lineage: Eukaryota; Fungi; Ascomycota; Sordariomycetes; Xylariales; Xylariaceae. The transcript is spliced from 2 exons. The record is from RefSeq and is a predicted model, not a curated record. The coding region runs from base 1 to 7371 and encodes 2456 amino acids.